Molecule: messenger RNA, 1986 nt
Organism: Diplodia corticola
Lineage: Eukaryota; Fungi; Ascomycota; Dothideomycetes; Botryosphaeriales; Botryosphaeriaceae
Product: zinc finger transcription factor ace1
Exons: 4
Coding region: 1-1986 (661 amino acids)
Source: RefSeq, a predicted model, not a curated record
AUGCAAGAUUCCAGCGAGGCUAGUCUGGCCACUGCCAACGUCCGUGGCUCAAGUGUGGCCUUGUUCGUAUCGCAAUGCCUUCGUUCCUUCGAGGACUUCGUCUCCCAGAUCGAGCGCACAUCAAGCCAGAUCGAGCUUUGUGAAGUGACAGAUGAGCUGGGGCGCUUUCGAGUCUGGGCCGGCAAUAUUGGCGCCCAUCGCGAAGGUCGGUCGUCUUUGGACUACCGCCUGCGAGAUGCAUCACACAUAAAAAGCAAGGUACAGUCGCUCCUGGCUGAUAUACAUGCAUCGAUACAGAGAGUACUGCAAAUUCUACGCGGAGAGCGCAUUCCCUGGGAUCAACUGUAUCUCAAGCAAGACUCGGAUAGUGAUUCGACCGACAGCGACAGCCAGGAUGACUCCAUGCACGGAGAAACCGAGCUUCGGCAGCUCAUGUCCAGUAUUCAUGCGACCAUAACCCUCCUGCUGCGUUUGUCUAUGACCAUACGGAAUCCGGCACCACACGACGAAUACAUGAACUCAGCAAACAUUGACGAAUCUCAUUUCAAGCAAUUCGACAAGAGCCACGUACGCAACAAGUUUCCAGAAGCCCCAGACUACGUUUCUACUGUUCUCGGAGAGGCGAUUACCCGAAGGCGUGAGUACUUUAAGUAUCGCGAGUCCCACAAUCAGAAGCUGUCUAGUGGCCUUCUCCCAAAUCUUGCCCACCAAGCACCGGAUCCGGCCAACAACCAUGACAACAAUAACGAGGAUGCCGGAACCACAGUUGCCUCUUCGCUUCCUCUGGAAGUUAAAGCCGAAAGUUUCCAUCUGAACCUGGAAGAUCAUCGGUCGGAAUCUGGUCAAACCCAAACGUCUUUUGCAACUUCUGCUCCCGAGACAGAGGGUCUUCGGGUUCCGCCCGUGCCCAGAGAGGCUCGAGAAGGUAAUCCCUUCCCUUGCCCGUUCUGCUUUAUGAUCAUAUCAACCACUACCAGGCGCUCUUGGAAGAAACACGUUUUUAAGGACCUACACCCAUACUCAUGCACGAGACCAUCUUGUACCAGCUCCAAAAGCCUGUUUGAAAUGCGACAUGAAUGGUUCCAGCAUGAGCUGCAAGCUCAUCUCCGCUUUUGGCAAUGCACUGAGAAUUGCGAAGAGCGGUUCUCUUCGCAAGCCAAUUUCGAGAGCCAUGUUCGUCAGAAACAUCCUGAGUUCAAUACUACGGAUGAGCUGAAUCAUUUGGUGAUAUUGUGCGAACGGUAUCCCAGCAUGGAUUCGUGGACACACUGCCAUCUCUGCGGACAGCAAAGAAUCCAGCUCAGAGACCUGGAAAAGCAUGUUGGAAAACACCAGGAACAACUCGCUCUCUUUGCAUUGCCAUCAAUUUCCGGCCAAGACGAAGAGGAUUCUGGUGACUCAGGUACCGAUGAUUCGGCAUCUGCAGCAGAAAAUUCAUCCUAUCGACAUCUGGUAGAGAUAGCUCUCCCCGACCUUGCUUUCGAAACGGGCCGGCUGUCGACUGCCAGCAUCUCCCUGGAGAUGGAAGCCCUGAUCCGCCAAUUGGAUACUUGGAAAGAAACUAUUAGGAUCAAGGAAGAUGACACGCUGGCAGAUAAGGAUCACCGGGCUUUUAACAUCGACCCCGGAACAUUCGAUCUCAUCACUACCCGUCUUAAUAGCAUCCGCAGACAAGAGGUCACAUUGGUGAAACAAUUACAGAGUCUGAGUGGCACUGGGCAUAGCUCCGACACCGAGCGUGUGCAACUAUCGGCUGGCAAAGGAAAAAGAUCGAUUAGUUCUCCUACAAAGAACGAACCUAUACCAAGGGAAAUACUUCGCUCCUACAUCCAGCUUAAAGAUCUCGUGAGCGAGGUGAUCUUUAUGAUACCAUCGGAAGAAUGGAACAGCACUGAGCCUUUUUCCACUAGCAAGAGUCAGGAUGGUUGCUAUUACGAGUCUAACAUUAGGAAAAGUGCCAAUGUGGUUAUGGCCCGAUACAUGUAG